This is a messenger RNA of Vitrella brassicaformis, 6093 nucleotides long. Lineage: Eukaryota; Vitrellaceae. The record is from the annotation of a GenBank genome assembly.
UUCUUUUGUAGCGUGUUGUGUUGAACCAGGCCCCAUUGAGCCCUGACGGGUUCGUGGAGGCGCAUGCUGUUCAACUUCGAGACUUCCUCUGUUUGUUUUUGUUCGUAUCGUGUGUAAAAAGUUUGACGUAACGGGAUAGCCCGUGUGCAGAGGGAAUGUCAGUCAGUGACGCAGGCAACGUCACUACAAAGAUAGAGGGUGAGACACGAUUGUCUGGCAACGUCACGAAAAGAACGACAAACCCUCCGCCUCUCAACGCGUCUUCUUUCUUUGGGUCAGGUGUCGAGUCACACGCGCCUCAGCCGAGCGUGGAGGCUCCCCAGUAUCCCCCCAACGAACCGCUGCGCACGAACCCCCCUCUCCAGCCCUUAUUUGAGGCUCCCAUGUUCAGACCGCCACCCGACCUGGUUCCCAAAGCUAAGCACAGCUUACCAGACACAACGCAGACGGCCGCUCCGAUGCCGGCCAGCCCCUCGGUGGCCGCCAAGCCUCCCGCCGCGCCAGCAGCUGCAGCGGAGAAGGCUGGCGUGUCCCAUGACAAAGGAGACACGGGUGGCGUGCGUGAGGAGGUGGUGGUUUGUGUGCACGGGUGUCUUGGUCGUUGGUCGGCCAAGUGGGCGUGUGAGGGCGGCUAUGCGGGUGAGGCGGAGCACCCCAGGAGCGCCCAUAGCCUCAUCGCACAGUUCGACGCCGCAUACCAAAAGAACCCCUUCCCGAACGACGAGAAGGGACGCGACACGUGGUACUUACACACAUACACACAUACAAAAUGCACGUAUUGCAUGCGGACACAUCCAUGCCUGUGAGUGACAGAUAGACACAUGGACACCACGACACAUGUUCAGUCUCUGUGCUUGUCUCCUGAAGGCCCCUUGUGUGUGACAUCGUUGCCUUCUGUGCUGGUGUGCACACAGGUUCAAGUCUCAGUCGUUUUUCAAGACGAUCGGCAAGCGGACACAGCGUGAGUUCCUGGACGACCUGACCCUCACGCUCGACUGCCGGCGGCUCAUCCGAUGCGCCGCCGACGUCAGAAACCGACUCGCGGCGACACACACAGCAGACAAAGCAACGGACAGGGUGAGUGGGUGAGACAGACUGUCACAGAGAUGCGAAGAAACACCGACGUCAUCUAGUGAAGCGUCCCUGAUUUUCUUGUGUCAGAUGGAUGAGGAUACUGGCGAUGAUCCCGCGUCACAGCUGCGAUCGGUACAUGAACAUAGCAAAAGCAUAUUUACUCCAUGCACUGCACUUUGUAGGUUUUCUCUGUGCAGGUUUCGCGUGCCCUUCAGGAGCGCAUCAAAGAGAUAGCCGCCGUGAGAGCCAAUGCCCAUAAUGAACACGGAUAUGCUCUGUCUGGACUGUCCAUUGGUUGUUUGUGCAGGUGCGCCUGUCUAUCGAUCAGAAGCGACACCUUCGCAGACUCAUUCGCAAGGAAAAGGAGGUGCGCACGUCAUUCACCGACGGACACCAAAGAGAGCCGUGUGCACUGAAUGAUCUGUCACUCCUUGCUGUGUCAGGAAUUGGCGAGCAGACGGGUGCCGACGACGACUGUCACUUCACCCGAAGACGAGCGUCGCAACAGAGACGUAAGUUAGGCGAUGCCAUCCUGACGUUCGGUUCGUUUACUAUUUAUGCAUUGUCGCAUGCAGCUGGGUAUGGAGAUCGGGCGCAAGGAGGAGGCACUGCAGGUCUGUCUGUCCGCCACCUGCAUGCACAACUAGCUUCAUCCGCCCGCACAAACAUCGAUGGUUGUUUAUCUGUGUGUGUGUGUGUGUCAGGAGCUGACAGUAAUGAUCCGCAACGAGAAGGCGCGCCUGACUGAGCUGGAGAGCUCACAGAAGGACCAAGAAGACAAAUACAAGGUCGCUCAGACUGCCACUCACGCACCCACCCACCAUCCACCGAUGGAUCUCUCUCGCUGUGGUUGGUCUGUCAGAGUGCGAACAGCAAGUCUCGUCUGUCCAAGCCCACCGCUCCCAUGUUCCAGGAGUGGCUAUCGGCCUCUCGCAGAUCACCGGUAACCACAACAAGACACCACCUGAGCACCAGACGGACACACUCACAGCUCUGUGUGUUCCCUUUUGGUCAAUUAGCACCGGCCUCUGCCCGACGGCGGCCCUCCCGCCAAGAUGUCCCGUCAGGCGGACAAGUCAGGCGCCUCGCCGCCCAGACCAUCCGCCCCCCCUCCGCCUCCCACGCCACAAAACGGUGCACUCGGUCUCCUCCCCCCUGUCGAGAGGGGGGAUGGAGCGACGCACGAGAUGAACGACCACCCGCUCCUCCCUGUCAUGGGCGGCGAGGCCGAGGCCAGGGACAUGGACGCCAAGGCGCCGCCGCACCCUUCGCUGACACUUCCUGACGGCCUGUCCGAGUCACGGCACGCCAGCAGCUCCAACCAGAGUGCAGCCAAUGGCGAGCCCGACCCAAGCGUUUUCCCGCCCACUUUGCGUCUGCGUGCGCUGAUCCCCGACCGUCAGCCUCUGGGCGUCUGCCCGUGGCGGCCGACCAAGAGGGACCCGUGGGCCAAGGUCCGCGUGUGCUUCAACAAGAUCCAGGGCGAGUACGUCAACAUCAAGGACUUCCACACCUCACAGUGGCCUAUGAAGGAGGCCUAUCGCGAGGCCAUCAAGAUCCGCAACAACAUCGCAGCCAGACUGGGCCUCGCGCCCAUCCCCAUCGACCAGGCUGACCACGUCCUCGACACAGAGGACUGGAGCAAUUACGAGACCCUCGACACCGCACCCAAACGACGCAAGAGACGGCAGAACAAUGAGCCCCCCGGCCCGGCCCCCGUCCCACACACCCACAGCCGCCGCAUGAAGGUGUCGCUCAUCGAGCAACUCAGGUCACUCCUGCCGCCCGAGGCACCCCUCGGCCUCUCUGCCGUGCCCAGCACCACCCACGCUGCACCGCCGACGGCCAUCGAAAAGAUCAUGGUGGGGUUCCGCCAGCAGGAGGGCCAGCUGAGAGAGGAGGUGGUUUGUGCGGAUUUCCCCUCCCUCAGGGAGGCCGUCGAGUGUGCGGUGGAGAGGCGCAACGCCAAGGCCGCUGAGUGGUCGCUGCACCCGCUGCCCAGAGAACAAGUGGACGCCAUUCUGCAGCAGGUGGACUGGGCCAAGUGGGAGGGGUUGGGGGGCGGGGCGGAUGACCAUGUCGAGGAUGACAUGGACGAGGCUGGCGUGGCGAGCCACACCACCGAAAGUCAGGGACGGAUGCGGCGGACGGUCAAGGCGGAGCCCGGCGAUGUCCCCCACCAUCCUCAGCAGCACGGCGAGCAGUCGGACGGGAGUGAGUGUGAGGAUGAGGAGCAGCCGCUGCAGAUGCGACUGCACCGUGCCACCCUUGACCUCAUGAAGGACUUGCGGCGGCGGGUCACCGACCGAGUCAGGGCCCUCACGUCAGCCGACAGCGACUCCGUCUACCUGGGCAUCUACAUGAGCAACAAGAAGGCUGCCUUCUUCGCAUCCGUCAAGGAGGAGGCGGUGCCCUGCGCACAGCAGAAGAGGGGAUCGCUGAGACGCGUCGCUAAGCUAGGUGAACAAACACCACACCAAACCACACCACACCACAACCACAUGCACAUGCGCUAUGGUGGGCCAUUUGACUCUAUCCUCCUCUCUUUGUGUGCGAUGAUGUCACUGUCUGUCAGGGUUGCGUGGUGCCUUUGCCAUGGCGGCGUCGGAUCGCGACCGGCUGGCCGAUGCCGUGGGGAUUCCCCGCCUGCCCGACCCGGCCACGUACGCGGACAUCAUGGAGGAAUUCGACUCAGGCGAACGCGCAAGUGACAACCAACCGGACCAACCGCAUGUGAGAGGUUGAGAGAUGGCAUGCAUGACGACACGCCUGCACCCUUCUCUCCUUUUAUCUCUCUGUGUUGCCUUCAGGCUCCCGUCCGUGGUCGGGGCCGUGGUCGUAGUCGGGUUGGCCGUCCCCCCAAGAUACGACGCGUUCAGCCGCUCGGCUUCGACUUCGAUGGAGUGAUCAAGCAGGAGGACGGGGAGGGGGUCGUCAGGCGGGGCAGGGCGAGGGGCCGCGUGGGCCGGGCGACCACAAGGAGCAGAGGUGGCCGGGGCGGCGGUGUGUCGACACGAGGGAGGACCAUUCGGUAUCGCGACAGUGAGUCAGAUGAGGACGAGGAGGAAAGCGAGGAUGACGCGGACUCGCUCUAUCGCGUACCAGCGAGGCGGCGAAACGACGGCCGCACGGCGGCUGAGAUGAAGGCUGAGAUGGCCAAGCGCCUGCUGGCAGGUGAUGCGGAAGACAUUGACAUGGACCAAUACACAGGUGGGUCGGUUGGAUUGGGUGGGUGGGCACCACAGGACAGAUAGAGACGGAGGGGAUGAUCUGUUGUGUGUCAGGCGGGGGACGCAAGCGUCGGCGGAAGGUGAAGCGUGACGAGUCGCCGAUGGACAUCGACUUCAGUGCAUCAGGUGAGCAGUCACCCACAUCCAUGCGCGUAUGUGAGCUGUGGGUGCAUCCUUUCUCUUUCAGUUGAGAUGAAAGGCAGCGUGUCCCCCUCCUGCAACGACGAGCGUAUCCGUGCGGCCCGCAUGGCGGCUGCGAUGCCCCUCCCCACCACCUCCCUCUCCCUCGUCUCGCCCUCACCCUCAUCCAGGGACUACCAGGCCUUCCUGAGCUUCAUGCGACAGAGGGAACAGCAGCAGCAGCAGCAGCAACAGCAGCAGAUCGUGGCGGCAGGGGCGAGCAGGGAGGUCGGUGGACCGAGCCAGAAUGAGCUUUUUGCUCAACCUGGCUGUAGUCGUGAGGAUGGUCGGGUCGGCAUGCCGACGUCGAUGCUUUCGCUGUGCCCGGCGGACGUCGGCAAGCCGCAUCUCAACGGCAGACCGCGGCUGAUCGCUACGUCACGUCCACCAUCUGGCGGGUCGAAGAUGGUCGAGUCGCCUUCCUGCCAACAGUAUUCGAGCGUUCCCCUCAGGCCUCCGGCUACCAAGGCGGGCCUGGAUGAUCGGCGCCCAGAGCUUGCUAUGGCAGAGAGCGGGUGAGUCAGUGGGAGGCGACACGUGUGAAGUGGGUGAUGCGGCUGUGUGGCAUGCAGUGUCGCUUCGUCUUCUUCUCUUGCCCUCACUCACGCCUUGGCUGGAGGGUCGGCGGACGCUGAGAUGGGAAAGGAGGCUGGCCAGCUCAAUGGCGACUGGAAUGAGUACAUCGAUGCCAUGAAGGCCUCGCAGCGGCCUGAUCUGCUGGCUGUGGUGCCCUUCUUUGAACACGUAAGCAGGCCCGUCUGCAUGUCGUGCAUCUGACCAUUGUUGCAUGUUGCCUGUUUGUCUGCAGGGUGAGGGUCAGAGUCUGCCUCCAAGUGAGGUGCUGGCGACUCUACGCGACGACCGCACUGUGUUGUGUGAGGCCAUGGGUGUGGCCCACCCCGCCACGAUUCUCGACCUCCACGCCUUCCUCACGGCGGGCGGAGACAUCGACAAGAUGGAGAGGGGCAUGAUGGCUGGGGCCGACCGAGACUUCGCGGCCCUCAGCCGCAUGGACGCCCUGUGGCUGUCUCGCGCUCUCAAGGACCACCACGAGCAGGACGGUGCCCUGAAGGCGGCCAUCGAGCAACUGGCAGACAUUAUCCUGAGGGCAAGUCGAUGCAACGCCACACGUCUGGAUGUCAUUGUGCGUUUUGUGUGUCAGCUGGAGAUCUCUGGGUCGAGUCUGCUGCGUGUGUGCAAGUACCGCAGCAGCGGGUCGUCCCCCCCGACAUCCACGACCUCACAUGCCGACCGGCAGCUGAGUGUGGAGGAGGAGGUGGUGCGUGAGAUGGGCCUGGAGCUGCCGCUGAGGGUCUACAUCAAAGUCAGACACGUACUCAAGAAGGCACUCGGAGACAUAGGGGCACUGACCAUGGCCGACUGACUGACAUGAACCAGCUUGCCCAUCAGGUCGUCGCCUUUUUUCAUUGUGUGGUGGGGAGGUGGGGAGAUGGAUCGGUGGAUAGAUCGGUGGAUGAGUGUUUCUGGCAUGCUUUAUGAUGCAAGUGGGUCAAUGAUGACCGCGCUGCAUGUGUUGGCGAACAUUGACGUGCAGAUGAACACACUGGAACUCCCGCCUGCAUGUGGCACGAGUCUAUUCAACAGUCAG